AUGGCUCCCAGUUUGAUAUGGGCCUAUUGCACAAAAGUUAACAAUGGCAGUAAAGUUAAGUGUAAUUUAUGUGAUAAAGAGUUUUUGUUUAAUAAAAGCACAUCAACAAUGAUGAAGCACUUACAAUGGGCUCACAAGAUUGCUCCUCCGCCAAGUAAUGAAAAACAAACUCGGAAAAGAUUGAAUGACAGUCACAAUGAUUUCGAAGUUCAGCCUAAAAAAGCUUUAGUCGCUGUCGAAUCAUCUGUUCCAUCGGUUGCUUUGGUACCUCAAACUAAAUCAUCUGUUCAAGAAAAUAUCACAGUACAAUCUCAUGUCCAAGGCCCUAUGGAUCGUUGUAUGAACAAUGCUAACUCUUUUUCAGCUGGUGGAUAUAGACAUGAUCAAGCUACCACAGCUCUUUUACGAAUGAUCGCAGUUAAUAAUAUGCCUCUGUGUACCACAGAAAGACCAGGAUUCAGAAAAUUUAUUAAAACACUACAACUGUUGUAUCACAUACCCUGUGAGCCCUGUGAGCUUCACAGAAACUGA
This is a messenger RNA of Bactrocera neohumeralis, 531 nucleotides long. RefSeq lists its product as uncharacterized. The transcript is spliced from 3 exons. Gene Ontology annotation, molecular function: DNA binding. Bases 1 to 531 code for a protein of 176 amino acids. The record is from RefSeq and is a predicted model, not a curated record. NCBI's taxonomy places the organism in Eukaryota, Metazoa, Arthropoda, Insecta, Diptera, Tephritidae.